Messenger RNA from Rhinocladiella mackenziei CBS 650.93, 756 nucleotides. RefSeq lists its product as uncharacterized. Bases 1 to 756 code for a protein of 251 amino acids. NCBI's taxonomy places the organism in Eukaryota, Fungi, Ascomycota, Eurotiomycetes, Chaetothyriales, Herpotrichiellaceae. The record is from RefSeq and is a predicted model, not a curated record. The transcript has 5 exons.
AUGCUUCUCCCGAAUUUUCUGGCAAUCAAAGCAUCCACUUGUAUCGUGGGAAUCAUCCCACCGGCUGAAUUAUGCCUUCCCAGUUCCGGCCUCAAAGAGUCAUCGGGUUGUACCACCAUGACCAACAAGCGCGAUGAAUGUGGAGGACAGGAUUCCAGAGAAUCAAGCUUGACUACUAUUGCGCUUAAGAAUACCUGUCCUCAAUCUAUGACUGUGGGAAUGAUGUCCAGUGAUGUCGGGAGUCUUACCUCUUCGAUAAUCAGUUCAAUGAAAAGGUCAGUUAAUGGUAUUCAAGCUCCGACGAAUUAUGCCAGCUCAACCAUGACAGCGCCUCACCUUCCUACCAUCACACAAACAUACGCGAUUUUGCGGCCGGUAGUCGCCUUUACCAAAGCUGUUUCCGCGCCGAUUAUGAAACAAGCCUGUCAGGAGACAUUGUUGCCGAUUGAUCUAACAUCCUACACCGGGAUCACUGGCCCUUCCGCUAUUCAGACGACAAGACUGGCUCCAUUGGAGCUCGGGAUUCUGCUAGCCGUUGUGACGUUUGUGGUAGCGAUGGUCGUGGCUGUCUUUGGAGCUGUGAAAUUCUUCCUGUGUCAGAAAGCGAUGGUGAACACAAAGGAUUUUGGGGACUGGAUCGGUAGUAGUCACUUUCACCGCCAGGGGAGCAUUGUUGCUAUUGACAUUGUUUAUCUUAAUAAUCAUUGUCAAUCAGAACGAGUAGCAAAAGAGAUCUCUGAUCUUCCUGUCACUUGA